Molecule: messenger RNA, 1135 nt
Organism: Anopheles funestus (African malaria mosquito)
Lineage: Eukaryota; Metazoa; Arthropoda; Insecta; Diptera; Culicidae
Exons: 2
Coding region: 269-850 (193 amino acids)
Source: RefSeq, a predicted model, not a curated record
UAUUAUUGAAAUACAAAAAUGAUCUGAUACACUUAAACAUCCACAAUCAUACAUUACAAUCCGAGAUACAAACUCAUUUAAAAUCAACUGUUUAUUUAUCCGAUUGCAUGAUACAAAUGAAUUACAACGGCAUCAAAACGUAAUUGUUACAUUUAUUCCUAUUUCUUGUCAUGUCAGUCAAAACAUGGCUAUCACUUUACUUUACACUACUUUGCUUUUUACCUAAACAAAAUUGACUCACAACGGCGUUUCAGUUCGGCCUAACAACAUGCACGGUUUAGUGGAAACAACUGUUCGUACGAUGCGAUCGUCCCUCUUGUUGGUGUUGACGAUGCUAGUGGUGCGGAGUUGCUCAGUUCCAAUAACAGUGAUGUACGAACGACUGGAACAAACCGUUGGUUUCGAUGUGGUCGAUUCCAGAAACGUUCGUAUCCGAAAGUACAACCGAUCAAUGACCGUGUUAGACGGUACGGUUGAUUUACUUCAGCAAUUAGAUGACGAUUACUCCUUUACAAUCCAGCUAUCAUACAGUAGGUUGGGUAAUAAUCAGUUUAUAGUCUCACCCUACCGGUUACCAUCGCAAAAAGUGUGCGAGUUCCUAAACACUACCUAUCGGGAUUAUCGAGAAUUUUACAGAAAAACGACAAACUUUCCCGACGUUGGUACAUGUCCGGCAGAAGCGAAGCAGUAUUACAUCAGAAAUAAGGUACUGGACGCAAACAUAUUCAACGAUUAUUUCCAGGCAGGAUUGUGGAAGAUCACCCUAUUUCUUUAUGAAAAGAGCAAACCAGACUUACCCAUCGUCUCGGGAAAUUUGUUUUUUCGAGUGUCCCGCGAAGGACUGUUUUAACAGAAACUUCAAUUUAAAUAAAAAAUAAAAAAUUUAACCUUUAACAUUUGACACAAUCAACUGAUUGUUUUCCUAACUAAACCUGAAUCUUAAGUAUCAAACAGACAAAUAAAAAUACCCGUAAAAAAACGUUCAAGCUCUAUGUCACGCAAAAUUAUUCAUUGAUCAACAUAAUUUUUCAUUUUACUCAUAAAUCAUUAAUUGAACGAUUUAUUGAUGAGGAUGAUAUUGAUGAUUUAUUAUUCCUCAAUAAAUUACACUUUAUUUCUCAGUUUUGUGUUAUUG